This is a messenger RNA of Protopolystoma xenopodis, 642 nucleotides long. The record is from the annotation of a GenBank genome assembly. Lineage: Eukaryota; Metazoa; Platyhelminthes; Monogenea; Polystomatidea; Polystomatidae.
UCUGAUCCUGCUUUCUGUCAAACAGAAAAACUUAAGAUAAUGGAGAGAUAUACAGAAUUAAACAGAUUCAUAUACGAAAAUCCUCGGCAUAUUUUGACUUGGUUUGAGAUAAUUGAUAUUCAGGCCUCGGUCGUACCGUUCUCUUCAAUAACAACACCAAUAAUCCAUAUUAAUCAAUUAAAAUUCCCGGUUCUAUGUAAGCAACUUGAAGUCACUGAAAAGGCUCUAUCGAAAAAUCUUAGUUGCCUACCUUUAAAGUUUCUUCGACUUCACCUUGCUGAACUUGCUGCCACUCUAAAUACUGAUGGAAAACCCGAUACUUCUGCAAAGCUGCCAGUUUUAUCUUCUCCCCUCCCUUCCUCGCUUAUGCAAUCUGAUAACCUCCUUAGUAACUGGGCCCAACUUGCAUUCACGCAUCCUCAGGUUGUCGGAGUUUGGCGAGGUUAUUUGGCAUACCUGCGCCGACGCAUCUGGCCAAAUUCUAGUCUUGAUCUAAGCUCCAGUCUGUUUUAUCGAGUUGACGCUGCGUACAAACGUGCGAUUGGAACGUUGUCUGGCAUUCUUUCAGGUCGACUUUUGUCCCACAAGCCUGAAGAAGACACUGCAGAACAAUCACUUGGUAUGCUCUUUAAUUGUCGUUAA